AUGAGUGUUUAUCAUGAAACGUAGUGGAAAAGUGAAAUUCUGUAAUGACUGUAAAAAUGUGAUAAUUAUGAUGUAAUUAAAAAGGAGAAACAAAUGGCUGCACAGCACAUCCAGCAAAGCCACAUGAAUGGUCCUGCCAGCUGUGGCUCUGCAGCUCAUGUCCCCAAAGGACAGAGACGACUGAGGGAUUAAUAUGAAACUGAUAUGACAAAAUACAGCAGAGGAUGACACAUAUGACAGAUUACAGUCGUAACAUAGAGCUUCAGUUUUAUUACUGUUUAGUUUGAGAACGUUUGAGCAACAAUGAGGCAGUCGUAACAGCAGUCGAGAUGGGUGGAAUUGUGUUUGUAAGAAAUAUACAGCUGAGUGUCAUCUCCAUAAAAGUGAAAUUUAAAACUAUAUUUCCAAUAUAUGUGGCAGAUUUGAAGCAUGUAAAUUAUGAAUAAAAAAAGGCCCUGAUAGAUAAAAAUAUUUGCUUUGAGUUUCUCUUUGAGUUCAUUGGAGCAGCGGCUCGGCCUCACUGUGAUGAAGCAGCGUGACGAAGCUGCUGGUGCUAACAGGGAAGUGGUGAAGCUGAAGGUGUCACUCUGCUGUCAGUCGUCAUCUCGACAACAUGAAGACUUCAUGUGUGUCUCUGCUCCUCGGUGUGUGUGUGCUGCUGCUGUCUGCACUGACUGUUUCUGCAGUCUCUCUGACCGUCAGUCCAAACCUGCAGCAGUUCUUCACAGGAGCCUCAGUGUCUCUGACAUGUGAAGGUCAGCUGGGCUCUGAUGGAUGGACGGUGAAGAGGGACACAGGAAGUGGGACUGAGUCAUGUGGAGCAGGUGGGCGGGGCUUCGGGAGGUUCAAUGGUUCAUCCUGUUUCAUUGAUGAGUUCAAGCCAAUCAGUGGAGUUUACUGGUGUGAAGGUGAAGCUGGAGAGAAGAGUGAAGAAGUCAACAUCACUGUAUCAGAUAAACAUGUGAUCCUGGAGAUCCCUGCACUUCCUGUGAGCACAGGAAGUGAUGUCACUCUACGCUGUAAGAAAAAAACUGGUGGCACAGCCGCAGCUUAUUUCUACUGUAAUGGACGUCCUGUUAGACCUAAAUCAGAGAAAAACAUCACCAUUAACGUGCAGCAGUCUGAUGAAGGUCUCUACUGGUGUUCUACUGAUGAGUUUGGAUUAUCUCCUCAGAGCUUUCUGAGGGUCAGAGGUCCUCUUCCUCCAACAACAACAACAACAACAACAACAACAACAACAACAACAACAGAGAUUGAUGUCUCCUAUCCACCUUCUCCUUCUCUUCAUCCUCCUCCUCUCCAGCCCUUCGUCAUCCCAGUCGUCGCUGCUGUGGUUUCUCUGGGUCUUCUGGAUCUGGUUCUGGUUGUAGUUCUGAUGAAAUGGUGGAGACAAACAGGAAGAACUCUGCCAUCACUUCUGAGGAAAGUCGUCUACGAGGGUCUCACCUUAAAAAAAAAGGCCAAUAAGAUUUCAAUCAUCCAGUCACAUGUUGUUUUUUCCAGUCUGAGGACAAACACUGCAGGUGUGUCAGAAGAAAGUAACUGAUGGGCUGUCCAACCUCUUUUUAAAGGAAAAGGACUUUUUCUGUCUCUUCAGAGAAACUUUAUUAAUCCCAGAGGAAAACUGAGUUGCCAUAGCAGCAAAUAUGCAACAAACAACAAGCACUCAUUUAAAAUGAGUGUAGAAACUGA
Messenger RNA from Oreochromis niloticus (Nile tilapia), 1692 nucleotides. RefSeq lists its product as uncharacterized. Gene Ontology annotation, molecular function: transmembrane signaling receptor activity. The record is from RefSeq and is a predicted model, not a curated record. The transcript has 9 exons. NCBI's taxonomy places the organism in Eukaryota, Metazoa, Chordata, Actinopteri, Cichliformes, Cichlidae. Gene Ontology annotation, cellular component: external side of plasma membrane. Gene Ontology annotation, biological process: cell surface receptor signaling pathway; immune response. The coding region runs from base 614 to 1546 and encodes 310 amino acids.